Molecule: messenger RNA, 1317 nt
Organism: Kwoniella shivajii
Lineage: Eukaryota; Fungi; Basidiomycota; Tremellomycetes; Tremellales; Cryptococcaceae
Exons: 4
Coding region: 1-1317 (438 amino acids)
Source: RefSeq, a predicted model, not a curated record
AUGGAUCCUACCACUUCAGCUCACAUCGACCCCUUCGGCGGAUCAAACAAUGAUCUCACGACCAAAAAACCUGUCGUAAGCGAAACUUCUGGUCUCACGACUGCUACCGUUCCUUCGUAUUCUACUGGACCUCCUGAGCUUGGGUCAGCUCAUCCUCUCGGAGAUGCUCAUCUCUCUUCCAACAACCCAUUCGCCCCUGCGUCUCCCACUCGUUCCACUCAACCCCCUCAAUUCAACACUCAACCUCCUCAGUUUAACGCUCAACCUCCUCAAUUCAACACUCAAUCUACUCAAUCUACCACCCAGAACUAUCCUGAAGUCCAAGCUUACUCUCCCGUGAAGGAGCAAUCUGAGUUUACUUCUCGUCAGACUAACGGUCAAACCGCUACCGAGAACCUUCAAUCAGGUGCUUCUCAAGCCCAAUACAAAGCUAGUGAAACAGCCACUCAAGCUCAAAACAAGGCUAGUUCAGCUGCCACUCAAGUCCAGAACAAGACUAAGGAAACAGCCAAUAUUGCUCAAGCUAAAGCAAACGAAGCUGCUACCGGCAUCAGACAAAGAGUAAGGAAGCUCUCAGUUGAUCUUAACAAUGCCGCCGACCAUCCUGCUGUCAAGAACGCUAAAGGUGCCGCCAACAACCAAAUUGCUCAACUCAGAGAACAGUUAGGUAGAAGUCAAACUGUCUUAGACCUCGAGAAGAGAACCGGUGUGGAUAGAGUACCUUUAGUAGUCGGAGGUGUCUUAGCUUACAUCAUCUUGAUCCCUCUUAACCUCUUCCGACUCGCUCUCCCUAUCACAGACCUUCUGACCAUUCUUCCAGCAACCUACCUCGCUGCUAUCGCUCUCGAUAAACCCGAGACAACCGCCAAUGAUCAAAAAGUCAAGUCACUCCUUUCUUUCUUUGUUGUCCUCGGUGCCAUUCAAACUCUUGAGAGUUUGAUGGCUGGUUUCUUAGAAAGGCGAAUUCCUCAAUAUUACACUGUUAAAUUGUUAUUCCUCGCUUACUUGCUUCACCCCCGAACUCAGGGUGCUCUCCAAGUUCACGAGAAAGUGUUCCGACCCGUACUUGCUUCAGCUCAAAGAUCAGCCAAGCAAGCUCCCCCUUCUCGACAAACCGCUCAAGUGAACACUCCCCCCACCUCCAAACCAUCUCUCUCGACAGUCUCUAGUCCCACUCAAGCUCAAACUUCCGGUUUCACCAACAUGGCUGCUAACAUUCCUUUGCCAUCCAAUGAGACUGACAACAUUGCAAGGGAAGAUGCCAGAGGCCAAGGUUAUACCGUUGUCUCGGAAACCACUUUUGUCAGAGAAAUCUAA